Eublepharis macularius is the source of this 6253-nucleotide messenger RNA. RefSeq names its product leucine rich repeat containing 8 VRAC subunit B (gene LRRC8B). Lineage: Eukaryota; Metazoa; Chordata; Lepidosauria; Squamata; Eublepharidae. The record is from RefSeq and is a predicted model, not a curated record. Gene Ontology annotation, molecular function: protein binding. The coding region runs from base 366 to 2774 and encodes 802 amino acids. The transcript has 5 exons.
UUGAAGCCGGUGCCUGCGCCGCCCCCUUAGAUAUUUUUUAUUCUUUCUCCAUCUGCGAGCCUUUCCCCUUCCUCUGGCCGCUUUGGGGGCGACGUUGCGGCUGACCCGGCGGCCGCACUCACCGGGAAGCCUGGCUGUGUUGCAGGAGACGCGACUGGAGCAGUGACUAGUUCAGCAAUGUCUCUUCAGAAACUGUCACGCUCCAGAAGCAGAAAUUGCAACUGACUGGCCUUUAACAGGAUGAAGACAGUUGUGAAGAUGGCAUGCCUAAGAAACUUUAAAAGGUGUAGACCACCUGAUUGAAGAUGGUUGUUCAGUUUUCCAUCCCAUUUGAUUAGUAAAUUGUUACUUUCCAUAAGCAAGUCAUGAUUACGUUAACUGAACUCAGAUGUUUAGCAGAUGCCCAAUCAUCGUACCACAUCUUGAAACCAUGGUGGGAUGUCUUCUGCUAUUACCUCACCAUGAUAAUGCUGCUUGUUGCUGUCCUUGCUGGGGCUCUCCAGCUCACUCAAACUAGAUUAUUAUGUUGUCUUCCGUGCAAGCUUGAGUUUGACAAUCAUUGUGCGGUGCCUUGGGAUUUGGUUAAAAGCAACCUUAGUAUAUCCUCUAGCUCUGCCGUGCCAGUAAUCCGCCCACUUAGAAUCCAGAAUUAUCUUCAUCGACAACAGUAUUCCUACAUUGAUGCUGUGUGUUACGAAAGAGAGCUACAUUGGUUUGCCAAAUUUUUUCCAUACCUAGUACUUCUUCAUACUUUCAUUUUUGCGGCUUGCAGUAAUUUUUGGCUUUACUAUCCCAGCACAAGUUCGAGGCUAGAGCACUUCGUAGCCAUACUUCACAAAUGUUUUGAUUCUCCCUGGACAACACGCGCCCUGUCAGAAACAGUUACUGAACAGUCUGUGAGGACUUUGUCGUUUUCCAAAUCUAAAACAUUUUUCUCGUCCCGUACCAAUUUGACGGAAUCAGAGAGCAAGCGGCAAUCUAUAUCUUUCUCACAGUCAGGAUUAGAAGCUGCUGGGAAAGAGAGCUCUUCAAGUGUUCUAGACAGAAAAGAAGGGGAGCAAGCAAAAGCAAUAUUUGAAAAAGUGAAAAGAUUCAGGAUGCAUGUAGAAGAAAAAGAUGUUAUUUACAGAGUGUACCUAAAACAGAUCGUAGUCAAAGUCAUUGUGUUUAUAUUAAUCAUGAUUUAUGUUCCCUAUUAUUUAACCUUUAUUACCCUUGAAAUUGACUGUAUAGUUGAUAUUCAGGUUUUUACUGGGUACAAGAGAUACCAGUGUGUUUAUUCUUUAGCUGAAAUCUUUAAGGUGUUAGCUUCAUUUUAUGUUAUCCUGGUGAUCUUGUACGGCCUGACCUGCACUUACAGUUUGUUAUGGAUGCUGAGAAGUUCGCUCAAAGAGUAUUCUUUUGAGAAGCUGAGGGAGCAGAGCAAUUACAGCGAUAUCCCUGAUGUGAAAAAUGACUUUGCAUUUAUGCUUCAUGUAGCAGACCAGUACGAUCCCCUCUAUUCAAAACGGUUCUCAAUAUUUCUCUCUGAAGUGAGUGAAAACAAGUUGAAGCAAAUCAGUCUGAAUAAUGAAUGGCCUUUAGACAGGUUGAAAAGCAAGCUGGUACGGAAUUCCCAGGACAAGAUGGCACUUCACCUUUUCAUGCUUAGUGGUCUUCCAGAUGAUGUCUUCGAACUAACAGAGAUAGAAGUUCUAAGCCUGGAGCUUAUUCCUGAAGUUAAGCUUCCUCCAUCUGUAAGCCAGCUAGUCAGUCUCAAAGAACUAAAUGUUUAUUAUUCAUCUUUAACUGUGGAGUUCCCAGCACUCCACUUCUUAGAAGAAAAUUUAAAAGUGCUACGUCUAAAAUCAGCUGACCUGGGAAAGAUUCCACGCUGGAUCUUUUAUCUAAAAAGUUUGCAGGAAUUGUAUUUGACUGGAUGCUACGUGCUAGAACCCCAGAAUCUCUUCUACAAUGAGAGUUUUGAGGAUCUUGAGAGUCUAAAAGCAAUUUACUUAAAGAUUAGCCUUUCCCGCAUACCUCAGGUGGUUACGGACCAGUUAGCUUCACUACAAAAGUUAUCCAUUGACAAUGAGGGGAAAAAACUGCUAGUGUUGACCAACUUGAAGAAAUUGGUAAACCUGAGAACUCUGGAAUUGAUCAACUGUGAUCUGGAGCGCAUUCCACAUUCCAUCUUCAGCCUGAACAACUUGCAUGAAAUAGACUUGAAAGAAAAUAAUCUCCGAACAGUAGAGGAAAUUAUUAGUUUUCAACACCUUGAGAACCUUUCUUGCCUGAAAUUGUGGCACAAUAACAUUUCCUACAUCCCAGCGCAGAUUGGAACCUUAGCAAAUCUGGAGCAGCUCUACUUAGACCAUAACAACAUUAAAAAAAUACCACUGCAGCUGUUUCUUUGCACGAAGCUCAAUUAUUUAGACCUUAGUUAUAACAAAUUAACCAGUAUUCCUGCAGAAAUCCAGUAUUUAACAAAUCUGCAGUACCUUGGUGUGACAAAAAACCAUAUUGAUGAACUUCCAGAUGAAUUGUUUCAGUGCAGAAAACUGCAACAUCUCCUUCUGGGAUAUAACAGCCUGACAAAUUUGUCCCCUUGUAUUGGUGGACUCUUGAACCUUGUUCAGCUGGAACUCAUAGGAAACCACUUGGAGUCACUUCCUGCUGAGCUAGAAGAAUGUAACUCACUGAAGCGGAGCUGUUUAAUUGUAGAAGAACGUUUAUUAAUGACUCUUCCUGUCCGUGUGGCGGAGCAUUUGCAAGUAUGCUUGGACAGAGUCUGAGAGAACGGCCCGAGUGUACAAUCAAAAUGCUCUUAAGCAUUACAUUAUUAAUGUUGGACCUCUACAGAAAUUAUAGAUGAGAAGGCAAGAAAUUCAAGAAGUUGUAACUUCCGGCCUGCAGCUGUAUGCAUUGAUCCAUGUCACUCUUGAUAAGUUCACGCGUUAAGUCAUAAACAAAAAUAUCAACUUGGCAAGUAAUUUGAAAUUAAUGAUUCGAAAGCAAAAUGAAGCAGAUAGUAUAUACAUCGAUUCUGAGUGUUGAGGUAGAAGAAUAUUGUCUGGGUCUAGUGAAGCUUCGUCUUUCAGAAAGUAAAUCAUAAAUACUGUAAGGACCAAAAAAAAGCAAAUUGGCGUUUCACAUGCGUUCACUAUGUUAGUGAUGGCCAUCCCUAUAUAAAACACCAGUAUUUAUUGCACUGGAAAUGUUAUUUUCUGCCUAUUUUUAGAGCUUAGGGUAUUUCAGAGGCAAGUUAUUAGACAGAAUAUACUGUUCACUUCUGUUUAUAACUGACUUGUGGCUCAAAUUGCCAGGAGCUUCUCCUAUACAAGCUCAACUGAAAUUCCACUGAGAAGUUCCCUAGCGAAUUGUUAGCAGACUGUUUCGGUACACAAUUUGGUUUUUGUGCUUAAUUCCAUUACCAGUUAGGGUUGCCAUAUCCCCAUAACCUCUGGGUAGGAUGUGGGAGACCUGGCACUUACCUUUUCAGAAGUCUUUGCCGCUCCCAGGGCUCACGAUCGCACAGGCCACGUGCUGCCCCUGGGGGCACUCCUGCUUCAGAGCGCAAAAGUGCUGCUGGGGCAGUGUGACAGGCCCUGAGUGCUCCUGCGCUCUGCAGCAGGCUGAUUUCAAUCCCAAACAGGCCUCAUUUAGCCUACUGCAGAGCACAGGAGCACUGCCGGGAGGGCCCUGGUGAGAUCCUGUGCUUCACAGCAGGCCAGUUUAGGUCCCAAACGGGCCCAAUUUGGUGUGUUCUCCUGCCAGCCAGGUAGACAGGGGCAGGGGGUGGGAGCAGGGGACCCCCCCACCCCCAGCAGGGGACUGGCAAUCCUAUUGCCACUAUUUCAGAGCAAUGUAAAACUAACUAUGUAGAUAAGAUAAUGAAAUACAACUGGACCUGGAUUAAAGGCUGAAUCCUACUGGAGGUCUACACAAGUAGUUUUGACGUAACAUUGCCUAUUCUGUGUAUACUUCCAUGCUUGCCAAAAAAAAUCUAGUUGCUUGCCUUUUACUUUGAGACGACGGGAAUACAUGGCAUCAAGGUCUCAGAAUAGUUCUCCUCUUCAGUACCUAUUUUUGUUUUUCCUGAUUUCCUGCCCUUUCCCAAUUGCUGUACUCGUGCUAGUAAUUAUACCAAUACAUCAGAUAAAAUAGGGUUAGCCCUUAAGAAAUGUGUGGAGAUUUUGUAAGAAAUGUUUGAGUUGAUUAAAACUCAACUUGCCUCAUUCCUUAGCACACGGGUUUUGGAGAAUUAAGUGGAGUGUUUAUAUUACGCUAGUCUUUACUCAGUAGUCACUAAAAUAGGUAAAAGACUUUGUGCAGAUGUAACUGUAUUUUGUAUCCGAGUCAUCAUCCUUGUGUUUUUCCUGCUCCUAAUUAUAUCUACUUGUAAAAUGUAAAGAUUUGCUAGCAUGCAUUCAGACAAGGUGUACCUUACACCUGUAUGAUGUAUUUGGGUGUUUCACUUAACUUCAAUUUAAUGCCUGUUCACUGAGAUUGGGUUGAGUGAGAAAUGUGUGCUCUUUUGUAAUGAUUUUAUAUUGAUUUUUUUUUACUUAGCUCCUUAAGAAAAAGCUCACUCAUCUCUGUAUUUGUUCCCAUUAAUAAUGCCACAAAACUAAGAUGAAAGAAAAAAACCUUCAAUAAUAUCUCAGCAUGUUAAUGUUAAUGUUUAUCCAUCACAAUAAUUGCAUUCCAAAGACCUCUUUUAAAUAGUUCUCAGGGAACAGAAGAUGUGGAGCUUUUUUUUUUUUCCUGUGGAUCUGAUGCAGCUCUAAGUAUCCCAGGUGUGUGUAAGAUAAAAUAUACGUUUGGGGUGCGGAUCACACAACUAGUUGCCAAGCAAUAUCCUCAAUUACCACCUUUUAGUUAUUCAGAUCAAGCUUCCUUACACAAGGUAUAACAUUUAAUGAAUAUGACUAAAUUUGGCAAGGACAGACCAUAUAUGUUAGCCUUCAUCCUAGGUUAGUGCAGCAAGACACCCCCUGAGGCUGUUUUUUAUACCGUAUAAAACUAGAACCACUAAAAAUGGUAAUUAUCUGACUGGUCUCUAAUAUUCUCUUUUCAAUGUGAUUUGCACUAGAGAAAGACCUCUGAUCAGUAGUUUUAAUCUCUACAACUUCUUACGCACAUCAACUAUGUAAGCUACAUUGUCCUCAACUUUGCCACUUUGUCUUUUAAAAAUACAUAUAUUUUCUUGGUUACUCCUCAACUUCUGAUUCAUGCUUGUGAACAUCUGAUCCUGGUGUAAAAUGGCAUCAAACUCAAAAAUUCAUGUUAUUGUAAUCAGAAGUCUUUGAAUAUAGAACAUGCACAGAAUAAGAAUUAAAGACAUUUAGAGUUAACUUGCUUUAUUCUUCAGAAAAUUAAUGGGACAGCUUGAUUUUGAUAACUCUUGGAGUUUUAAAAUGGAAGAAAAGCUGUGGUUUUUGUGUUAGUAGCCUGCCCGCGUGUUCUAUGCAUUACCCAUUCUGCAUCUUAAAAGAACUUUAAUUUUCUCAUUGAGUGUGAAUUAAUUUGUGAGUAGUGAAUUGGUCUCUUGACCAAUUCUUUUAUCCUGAUUUUUCUUCCUUAUGGUUUGGAAAUCUGGAGUAGCCAAAAAUAAAAUAUUGUUAAACAGAAUUCCUAAAGCAGCUGUCAGAAUAAGAAAGCAUUAUUAAAGAAAAAAUAGACUCUACUCUUGACACCAUCUUUAAAAGCGCAUGACCAUGAUCCAGACACUUGAGUGGAUGAUACCAUGCUUGAUCACAGCCUCUUAAUUGAUUAAACUGGGCGUACAAAUUCCCUUUUCAAAAUGCGGCAGGAAUCAAAUUAGCAUUCAACCUUGACUUUAUUGCAAAGCAGUCUCAACUCUCAAUAAAAAAUGAGAAGUCGUAAAGGCUGGUAUUUCUGGCCUUAACACAUGCCACAGUGUGCCUUUUUGGUUCCCCUUCUUUAUCUUGACCUCAUAUUUUUUAUGGCAGAGCUGAAUCAUAGGUAUUGAAAACUAUUAUUUCACUUCCCAUCUUCACACUUAAGAUUUUGUACUGGAAUGAAGAGAACCUCAGCAAGUCAGUUGCUAUAUAUCCACCUUUAUAAUAUAGGAUAAGCUAUGGUAACCUCUGACCAUGUUUGUAUAUAACACUUAUUUUGUACACAAUGGCUUUUUGGUUUGUUUCAGUAAAACUGUGGGGGAGGGGCUGUGUUUAGACACAAUCUUGCAUAUAUUGGUGACUUUUGUUGAAGAAAUUAUUUGAAUUAAAAUUAUAUUAACUUGUCCAUA